Molecule: messenger RNA, 2232 nt
Organism: Linum trigynum
Lineage: Eukaryota; Viridiplantae; Streptophyta; Magnoliopsida; Malpighiales; Linaceae
Source: the annotation of a GenBank genome assembly
CAUCCCACCUCACACAGAGCCCACGCUUCUCACCCACAACCCUAGCCCGACCCAAUGAAAACCUAGACAAAACUGAUCCCGUCCCACCUCAGAUCACACACAGCGGCCGCCAUGACGGAAGAGGAGAGGAGCAAAGAGCAUGCAGAGAUGGAAGUUCGAGAUCGAGGGAGAGAGGAGAGGCCAGAGCUGGAGAGAGGGAUUGGUGGCGGCCGUCUUUUGUCGAUUCUUCCGAGAGCGAGAGACAAAGUGGAGGUGGAGGAGGGAGAUAGUGGCGGCAGCAGGAGACAGGCGGAACGAGCAGAGAUUGGUCGGAGCCAGAGAGAUCUUUAGGCGUCGGAUAUGAAGGGAAGGUAGAUGUCGGGGGCGAGAAGGCGAAGGAGAAGAAGAUGCUACUUCUGGGGUGGCCAUUUCAAAUGACUGAUGCUGGUACUAUAGAGGGGAGAAGGAAUAGUUGGAGGUAGUCGGCGGCGUGCGAUAAGAGGGGAAGAGAAGAGAGAGAAGGAGAGGGGAAAACCAGGAUUGGAAGAGAGAGGGAUAAAUAAACAGUUUUGUGUUUUUUGAGGUUUUGACGCAGAACAUAAGGGUGAAAGGGUGCAAAUUCGGGUUGGGUCUGAAAACUGAUUCCAAACUGAAUAUAUUUCGAUUCGGAAUCGGUUUGGAUUUGCUCUGAAUCGGGGACCCGGAAUGCUCAAAUUACAUCAAUUUCAUCUCAUUUACUAUUACAUUGUCGACGGUAAGAUCUAGACAACACUUUCCUAGUCCACUACCGGAAAUUGGUUGUUCCUUUCAAACGGAUUCUUCAAGUGGGACUGUGGGGGUGGCCCUUUCUCUUCUAUUCCCAUUCCGAUCUCUUAUUUUGUGGAAGCAAGCAAGUGAGUUUAAAAGGAAACAAAUAAAAAAGAUUUUUACAAUGUAUGUCUUGUUGCUGUCAUGCUUACCAGCUCACUUCCCCACUUCAUUUUUCUCUAUCAAUUUUUUAUUUAUAUUUUUAACACUUCAUUUUUUAUGAAUUUUUUAUUUUUAUUUUAACGCGACCUCUUAUAUAUUUUCACGACCACAAAAAAUAGUCAUCUAUUUGCCUCACGGUUUUCCUUCAAUUGCUUACAUUAUCAUGCGUACAUUUUACUAAAUAUCAUAUAAUAAUCUAAACAAUACAUCAUGAUUAACACCAAGAUUGCCAAACUAGAUUAAGUCAUCAAGUGAAUUUGCCAAGUGAUUUUCGAGGUUUAAUGGUUAGAUCGGGUUCAACCAAUUCAAGUCGGUUUUAGCAUAAUAUGUGAGAAAAUCUCCACCACCAAAUAGAUUAUGCACUUAUCUACCCUCAUCUUCAAACCCGAUUUUGACUGGUUAGCCCGUCCAAUUUUGACUUUUUUAAUUUUUUCCCAUAAACAUCCAACUCGGAGUGUAUUCCAACCUUGUAGAUGAUCGAUUCCGAUCAGACCUGGUGGAGCCGGCCGGAUACAGGUUUGAUAGCCUUGAUUAAAACAGUUUUCCACUGGACAUAAUCGAUUUAGGUAAAACACUGCUAUACUACUCCCAACUUUACCCUAUUUAUGCAGAUUGUUGAAGUUUUUAGUGACCCUGUUUCUAAAUCCCUGAACACAACAUUCGUCUAGGUCAAAUUUGUUGAAAUUUUUUGUAUAAGUGUUGUAUUCUGAGAAUUGUUUUGACAACUCUGAUAUUUUGAAAAAAUAAAUCCAUAAUUCUAAACUAUUCAGCUUGUUAAAACUAGCACUUGACUACAUUGUCACGGGAUCCUCGAUCGGACUACGACUGAGGACAAGUUGCUCAAAAAUAAAUAUGACCUUAGCAACAUCCUAUACAUCAACAUUCGAUCUUAUCAUGUCGGGUAAAUUGCAAGUUUGGGCACUUGAAUUACUGAACAGUUUCACGUUUGCCACUAAAGUUAGUUUAUUCUGUUCAUGGUCAUUCAAAUUAGUUGAACAGUUUAAGUUUGAUCACUCUCUAUUAGUCUUCGUUAACUUUCGCUGAUAUAACAGUCAAACUCUAAAAGUUGACCAUUAAAUAAAUGAUGUAGUAAUUUAAAAAUAAAACUUAAUCUUUUUCAAUUUCCACCUCAUAGUAUAAAUUAAAAUAAACUAAAAUAAAUAAAUAACUAUUACAUCGAAAGGAGAUGAGAAAUACGAUAUUCGUAACAGAGUCAUUAGGAAUCGAGACACACGGCCUCUCAGUCAUCUAUUAUUAGAAUAUCGAUAAACUACAAUUUCGUUG